Messenger RNA from Colletotrichum phormii, 2063 nucleotides. RefSeq lists its product as uncharacterized. The transcript is spliced from 3 exons. Bases 149 to 1768 code for a protein of 539 amino acids. The record is from RefSeq and is a predicted model, not a curated record. NCBI's taxonomy places the organism in Eukaryota, Fungi, Ascomycota, Sordariomycetes, Glomerellales, Glomerellaceae.
AACUUCCCGGGAACAACCCAUCACCAGUGACAUCCCGGAUCCCUAAUUUCACGACCACCGCUAGUUUUUUCAGCAAUAUUCUGUGAUACCCGAGAUCGACUUUAUUUCAUUUUCGCCCACACAUACGUUACCUUGACCAUCAAUCAAAAUGGCCGGCCGUGCUGAACGCUGGGACCGCGACCGCUUCAUGCAAGAACGGGAGCGAGACCGCGGCUAUCCAGAUGACCGUCGCUAUCCCGAUGAACGAAGCAGAUUCGAGGAGAGAAGCCGCUUCGAGGAACGUGACGACUAUCGCCCACCGCCUCGCCGCGGCAGAGAUCACUCAGAUGAACGCUUCGACCGCGGUCCAUUUGAUCGCGGACACCGCGGCGGAUACGAAGAGGACAUUGUAAGAGACCGCCGCUACGUCGAGGAAGACCGUUAUGGCCCCCGCCGCGGAGAGCCUUUGGACCGGGAGUUAGACCGUCGCCUUUUCUUCGAAAAGGAGCAGCGCGAAGUCCGUGAGGCCUCGCCACCCCGUCGCCCGACCAUGCUCCGUCGCCAGUCUUCCCUCGACACCUUUGACCGUCGUCCCCUCCGCUUUUACGAGCGUGAGGAAUACCCCCCGCCAGCCCGCCGAGAGGAUGUUCGCCCUCGCGACGAUUACCGGGCUCCUCCAUACGUUCCAAUCCCUCUGCCCCGCACCCGCCAGCUGGGCCCCGCACCAUCUCAACGAUACGACGAGAUCCAGAUCGCCGAGCCAGGCUUCUAUGGCGACGAGGAGUUCCGCGGUAUGCCUGAGCGAGUGAAGGAGCGCGAGGUCGUCACCUCACGCCGACGCAGAGACCGCAGCCGCGAGUCUAGGGUGUCAAGGUCAACUAGGAAGAGUUCGCACCGAAGCAGCUCCCGAUCAAGCAGCACCUCCAGCAGGUCGACCAGCACCACCACAAAGACCGCGCCGACCGUCCGUAGCUCAUACCCGAAGAAGGGCAAGACUCGCAUUCCUCAACGCCUGGUCUCCAAGCGUGCGCUCAUCGACUUGGAGUAUCCUUACAUUGAAGAGGGGAACACCGUCAUCGUCCUCAAGGCUCUUGGCCAGGACAACAUCGACGAACUUCUGAAGCUCAGCGAGGAGUACAAGCAGAGUGAACUGGAAAUUGCCGCAGCGCGAUCAUCGGCCGGCAAGCAUGAAGAACGCCACGAGGAGAUUUACACAAUCCCUCCUCCGGUUGCUGCCCUCCCCCCACCGCCCCCGACUGUGAUCCAUGUCCCUCCUCCUCCACCAGCGCCUGCUUCAGUGGCGCCGCCUCCCGCGCCCCCGACUGUUGUUUCUUCUCAUCAUGCCCCAUCCGUCUACUAUGAGGCACCCCCUCCACCACCCCCGGCUCCCGUCCAAGAGGUUGUCAACAAGACUACCAUCAUCCGCGAUGUCUCCCCCGCUCGCAGCUCCACGUCCUACACAACGUCUACGACCGCAACACCAGUCGUCUACGACCGCCGAGAGUACAGCGAGGAGGUUCCCAUUGGACCCAUGGCCGUUGCUGAGCGUCGCCGUAGCCGGUCUCGGUCUCGCAAGAACAUCAGAUCUGAGAUCAAGGCUCUCGAGGCUGAGCUUCACGACCGCAAGCACGGAAGGAGCCGCGAACUCGUCCGUGCCGAGCAGAUGCCCGAUGGCGCUGUCGUCCUCUUCGAGGAGAAGGUCGAGAAGGUCGAGGAGCCGCGCCGCGGAGUGCGGAUCGAGAAGGACAAGAAAGGUAGGAUGGCCAUCAGCGUACCAAAGUACUACUAGGGUACGCUUCGUCACCGUCUCGUCAAAAGCAGAGCCCAGGCUAACGCGAGAGUUCCCAGGUCCUCCUCCUGGAAUCAUGCGCGCCAUGCUGGCAACUCUCACGUAAGGGUACUGUGCUGCUCAGGCGCAUGACUUGUUGUUAAGUACGCGAUUCAAUGUACAGGAGGUGAUUUACAGACCCCGUACACUACGAGAUGGACUUUGUUGCAUUGGUUUUCAGCACGGCACAUGGUUUCCAGGACGAUUUUACCAUUAUUAUUCCCCAAUAGAAAAAAAAGGAACUCGUUGGUUUUGC